This is a messenger RNA of Aspergillus heteromorphus CBS 117.55, 4441 nucleotides long. It is a transcript of the gene mph1, whose product is annotated as 3'-5' DNA helicase. Lineage: Eukaryota; Fungi; Ascomycota; Eurotiomycetes; Eurotiales; Aspergillaceae. The record is from RefSeq and is a predicted model, not a curated record. Gene Ontology annotation, molecular function: 3'-5' DNA helicase activity; four-way junction helicase activity; ATP binding. The transcript is spliced from 6 exons. Gene Ontology annotation, cellular component: cytoplasm; F-actin capping protein complex. The coding region runs from base 1 to 4206 and encodes 1401 amino acids. Gene Ontology annotation, biological process: barbed-end actin filament capping; replication fork reversal; double-strand break repair via synthesis-dependent strand annealing.
AUGUCCGACCUCGAUGGGGGCUCAUCCGACUACUUCGAUGACGACUUGAGCGACUUUGUCGUCAAGGACCCUUCUGACGAGGCAGAUGCGCCGACAGACAAGGACUCCCCUCCACCAACCAAGCGCCGUCGCCUGAAGGCCGCUUCGAAUGAAGGUCUACAACCGCACAACAAACGCCAUGGGAGCUAUAGCGACAGGGAUGACGCUGGGCUCAGCUCGGACUCGUUUGCUGACUACGGUUACGAGGAAUUCUCGACCCUUGAUCGGGAAUCAAUGCGCCCCGCAGAGAGUCCGGAGCGAAAGGCACGCCCCAAACACAAGGUCUUCGCGCCCAAAAACCAUAACCCUCAGGACAAUAUCUUCGUCACUCAGUUGACGCAACCUCCUUCGCCUCCCGAAGCGCUUCGCGGCCCGCGAUGGAAGAAGCCCGAUCCAAUCCCCCCUCCCCGAACUACAAUAAUCGAGAAAGAAAGCGGGGGAAGCGGCACUGGUGUUGUUGUUGGUGAUGAUGAUGAUGAUGAUGAUGAAGAUGACGAGUAUGACGAAGAUGAAGCGCUUAACGCAGCAAUUGAGGCAUCAAUGCAAUCGUUCGAGGAAGAAAGCUCCAGACAAGCCUCCUUUUCAGCAUCCAUACCUCCGCCUCCACGACCUCCAGCGAAUUUCGUCCCUGGACAGCAAACCGUUGCACUGGGCUCCUCUAAUGACUUCCUUGACGAUAUUCCCGAUGAUGCUUUCGAUUCGGAUUUAUCUAUGUCUCCACCUCCCACAGCCCAAUCGCGCCCGCCGCCCCAACAAUUCACCAAGUCUGCAAACCGCCCACUGGGUGUUCGGCAAACCUCAUUGUUCGAUAUGGUUGCUCGGAGUCCAGCAAGUCAGCCGCCACUUGGUGAGCAGGUUUACUCGCCACCUGACAAGGAAGAACCUCCCACCCAGCAUAAACUGAACCAAGAAACUUUGGGGACAUGGAUAUAUCCUACCAACCUGGGGAAAACUAGAGAUUAUCAAUUCAAUAUCGCGCAAAAAGGUCUCUUCCACAACUUGCUUGUAGCAUUGCCGACCGGUCUGGGGAAGACGUUCAUUGCAGCUACAGUCAUGCUCAAUUGGUUUCGCUGGACCAAGGAUGCUCAGAUAAUCUUUGUUGCUCCCACCAAACCAUUGGUCUCCCAGCAGGUUUCUGCCUGCUUUGGAAUUGCGGGGAUUCCAAGAUCCCAGACAACGAUGCUCACUGGAGAGGCUGCUCCGGGCAUUCGAGCUGAAGAAUGGAAGGCCAAACGCGUGUUUUUCAUGACGCCUCAGACUCUGAUUAACGACCUCAAGUCUGGAAUCGCAGACCCGAAACGGAUAGUUCUCAUUGUCGUUGACGAAGCUCAUCGCGCAACGGGCGGUUAUGCAUACGUGGAAGUUGUGAAAUUCGUCCGGCGGUAUAACCAGAGUUUUCGUAUCUUAGCCCUGACGGCAACGCCAGGAUCAACAGUGGAAUCUGUACAGGAUGUUAUCGAUGGAUUGGAUAUCUCCAAGGUUGAGAUUCGUACAGAACAAUCCAUCGACAUCAGGGAAUAUGUCCACUCCAAACACACGGAAGUCCAGACAUUCCAAAACUCGGAGGAGAUGAUCUUCUGCAUGGACCUUAUAUCGAGGGCCCUCCAACCCCUUGUUGACCAGCUCGGGAGUAUGAAUGCUUACUGGGGUCGCGACCCCCUCGGGCUUACUGCGUAUGGUCUUACCAAAGCUAGGCAGCAGUGGAUGAUGUCAGACGCCGGUAGAAACGCCCACUUCGGUGUGAAAGGCAAAGUGAACACAUUGUUCACCAUCCUGGCGAGCCUGGCACAUGGAAUCGACCUCCUCAAAUACCAUGGCAUAACACCUUUCUACCGUCAUCUUCUGCACUUCCAGUCCAGCACCGACGGGCAAAAGGGUGGCAAGUACCAACGGCAGGUUGUCCAGGAUGAAAGCUUCAAGAAACUUAUGAAUCACCUACAGCCGUGGACUAGAAACCCAGAGUUCAUCGGACAUCCCAAAUUGGAGUAUCUGAAACAGGUUGUGUUGAAUCAUUUCAUGGAUGCGGGAGACGGCGCUGGCACAAGCGAGGACCAGGAUAAAUCAGCCACGCGAGUCAUGAUAUUCGUGCACUUCCGAGACAGCGCCGAAGAGGUAACGAGAGUACUGAAGAGGUACGAACCUAUGAUUCGGCCCCACGUCUUUGUUGGACAGAGUAGCGCCAAGGGAUCGGAAGGGAUGGGCCAAAAGACUCAGCUCAGCAUUGUGCAGAAGUUCAAGGAGGGCGUAUACAACACAAUCGUCGCGACCUCGAUUGGUGAAGAGGGAUUGGAUAUUGGCGAAAUCGACUUAAUUGUGUGUUACGACUCCUCUGCCUCCCCUAUUCGCAUGCUGCAGCGAAUGGGACGUACUGGCCGGAAACGGGCCGGAAACAUCACUCUUCUUCUUAUGCAGGGCAAGGAGGAGGAAAGCUACAACAAGGCCAAGGACAAUUACCAGAAGAUGCAGCAGAUGAUUGCCAGUGGCACCCGUUUCACCUUUCAUGACGACCAGUCCGCACGCAUCCUUCCCGCGGGUAUGCGGCCCAUUGCCGAUAAACGAGCGAUUGAGAUCCCCGAAGAGAACGCCAGUCAGGAUCUGCCAGAGCCGAAACGACGAGCAAGGGCACCGAAGAGGCCGCCCAAGAAGUUUCAUAUGCCCGACAACGUGGAGACUGGGUUCACCACGGCAGCAAAUCUGGCGGAAGAAGGCACCAAAAGCAAAGCCAAAGCCAAAGCCAAGCCCAAGCCCAAGCCCAAAGCCCAGCCUAAUCCCAAAGCAAAAAGUAAGAAUGACACGCCGAAUCCAGAGCCAGAGCCCGUGGAACUACCGGCGCUUGAAGAGGUCUUGCUUACCCCAGCGCAGCGAAAAGAACUUGAGGUCCAUUACGGCAAUGCGGGGCCCAUGCUUGAGCUUUCGGACUUUCAGCCUAGAAACGACACCUUCCCACGUCUUCAACUCGUCCAGCGGCCUAUCCAGACGGUCAAUCAUGGGUCGCUUACUCGCCGGAUAAUCCAAACAUUGCAAAAAAUGGCGCAGGUGCGUCCUGACUGCGACCAUCGAUUCAAGGAGGUUGUGUCACAUGAGCUGGUCUCAUGGCAGCAGAACCUCGCAGUCUCAGGUGAAGGAGAAGAAGAUCGUAGACACGAAGUUAGAAGCUCGAAGAUCAGACCUGGGGUCAGGCAGACCGAUAUUGGAAAAGAGGACCGCUGUGCGGUUCAACGGACAUCACCGAUGACCAUGCCGAGUGUAGAGCCGUUCUACUCUUCGCAAAUCACCGAGGACGGAGACAUGGAGGAUGAUUUUGAAGCCCCUGAUGUCUCCACUCUCUUGGAUAGGAACACUUCUCGGAGCCUCACAAACACAACCAUGGCGGACGCUCAAUUCGACAGUGCGCUCGACCUUCUCCGGCGUUUGAACCCCCGCGAUACCAAGCAAAAUCUCCAGGCGAUCACCUCCAUCGUCCCGGAUCUCACCGAAGACCUCCUCUCGUCCGUCGACCAGCCCCUCGAGAUCCGAAAGUGCCCCCGCACCAACCGGGACUACCUCCUUUGUGACUACAACCGGGACGGAGACAGCUACCGCUCCCCCUGGAGCAAUGAGUUCGACCCCCCGCUCGACGAUGGAACCGUUCCCAGUGAGCGAGUGAGGAAGCUCGAGGUGGCCGCCAACGAGGCAUUCGACGUCUACCGCGAGCUGUACUACGAGGGCGGAGUGGGCAGCGUCUACUUCUGGGAUCUGGACGAUGGGUUUGCGGGAGUUAUACUGUUGAAAAAGGGAGUUACGCCUGGUGCGAAGAGCUCGGGGGAGUGGGAUAGUAUCCACGUCUUCGAGGCUACCGACAGAGCGCGCAUGUCUCAUUACAAGCUCACCAGCACUGUCAUUCUUCAUCUGGCCAACGAGUCUGAGGCUCUGGGUGAGAUGGACCUGAGCGGGAACAUGACCCGUCAGGUCGAGGUGGAUUUGCCCGUCGAGUCGGAUGCGAGCCACGUCGCUAAUGUGGGCCGUCUGGUCGAGGAUAUGGAGUUGAAGAUGAGGAACUUGCUGCAGGAGGUAUACUUUGGCAAGGCCAAGGAUGUGGUGGGUGAGCUCAGAAGUCUUCCGUCGUUGUCCGAGUCGAACAGAGACAGGGCUACUCACAUCGAGAUGAUCCGGUCCAUGCAGAAGUAAGCCAACUGCCGGUCGAUUAGAGAAGCCAGCGCAUCGCUUGUUGUUUACUAGAACCUACUGUUUUCCUUUUUUUUCCCCCUUUGCCCUGCGAGUUUACCGUUCCGUUGAUUGUAUGUAGUUUGAGCUCAAGGUUCCUGGGGAUCCAAUUAUACUCGUAUACGAUGAUAAAAAACGAUGUGCUACUGAUGUAGAAUAAAUCAAGACGGUCACAGCUUAGUGUUUGACGAUAGUCCCU